AUGGUUAUCGUCGAGUACGUCGACGAGGCCUGGGCCGCAUCCGGCCGCGCCAUCCGCACGACCGAUCCCUACGACCGUGCUCUCCAUCGGUUUUGGCCCGCCUACAUCGACGACGAGGUACGAGUUGCACCUCGCAGGCCAACAUUGUUCUGCUUGGCGUACCUCAAUAUCGCCCUCGGAUGCUUCUUAGGGUGGAUGAAGGCAUACGAGAAGGUAAUUGGUCUUCGGUUCGUGGACGAGAAGAAGACGCCGCUGCUCGUGGGGUGCGCGGAGCGGUUCUGCUCCCACGAGGCUGUGAAGGACUUGAUGCCAAAGGGGAAGGUCUCCGCUGCCAACCGAAUGGAGCUUCCUAAGAACCUCGAUGAAGGAACAAAAGUACGAUAG
This is a messenger RNA of Musa acuminata AAA Group (dessert banana), 384 nucleotides long. RefSeq names its product glutathione S-transferase U17-like. The transcript is spliced from 3 exons. Gene Ontology annotation, cellular component: cytoplasm. NCBI's taxonomy places the organism in Eukaryota, Viridiplantae, Streptophyta, Magnoliopsida, Zingiberales, Musaceae. The record is from RefSeq and is a predicted model, not a curated record. Gene Ontology annotation, molecular function: glutathione transferase activity. Gene Ontology annotation, biological process: glutathione metabolic process. Bases 1 to 384 code for a protein of 127 amino acids.